GAAUCUGCGUUACUGGGUUCCUGUAAAUUUCUGUGGUUUCCAUCAUUUUCAGUUAAUAUUAAUUAGUUCCCUAAAAAGACUAUAUUACAAUCCAAUGCACUUGUAAUUUAUGAAAAUGGAUCAUGAAUCUGGACAUCUUAAAGUGCCUUUUUCAUUGUUAUCACCUGUAUAUUUGGAAGGAAAGAAUUUAGUGAAAAACAAACUUUUAGAUGAACCUUUCACUAAAACUUCAUCAGCUUCCAAUACACUUUCUUCGCUCUCAUUAAAUAACAAAUCAUUAAAAUCAUCCAUCAGUCUAUCAUACACUGGUUCAGUCCUACAUUGUGAUCACGAAGUAACAGUCAGACCUAAUGAUAAGCAUCAUGUGGAGAAAAGAACAAGUGUUCCAAGUUCACUUAAAUCAACUCCUAUCGACUGGUUAAACGACGCUAUAAUCAAAAUUUCAGAUACUAGUUUUCAAAAUAUACUAGAAUGUACGGUUGAUGAUUCUAUGAAAAGCAAUUCUAUUCAUAAUACAUUUGGUAAUUUACUGACAUACGAACGCAGAGAUACCUACAAACAGCUGAAACUAGAGUUAAUUAGCUGCAUAUCCUCCUCUAUAGUCGAUGGCAGUCCAUCUAAAGAAAAGAAAAUUGUUUUGGGACAAUCAAUUCACUCUUGUAUUGAUAAAGAUCCAGAAUUUAUACUUAAAGCAGCUUUGUAUUGCCGUAGAGAGUUGAAUAUACGUACAACAACCAAUAUGUUAAUAGCUGUUGCUAGCUGUAAUGAGCGGUCUCGAUCUUUUAUUAAGAAGUACUUUUCUUCUUGUAUUCGCACACCGUCAGACUGGAUAGAGGUUGCCGAAUACUAUGCAAUGAUAAGUGGCAAUCCAAGUUUGAAAGGUAUGCCAAAAGUCUUACGGAAUAGUAUGACAUCAAAGUUCCUUGAAUUUGAUCAGUACCAACUUGCUAAACAUUCCAAACACAGAGCAAGAGCUAAUCGUUCAAAGAAAUCGAAGGCUCUGAAAAGAAGCCAAAAUGGUGUAGUAGUCAGUACGGAUAUCGAUGCCAUUAUAUAUAGAUUGGCACACUCACCUCGUAUAUAUUUUACAAUAAAGGAGCUUAUUCGUAGAUUGCAUAUAUCAAGGCCCAAGUUCAACGUUAUGUGCGUUCUGGGAAAACCUUACCCAUCGGAUAGUACUGAUUUUAUUCGUAUGGGACUGGAAGGAGAUUGGGAUUCAUCCAAAGCAGGUACACGUAUGAAGUUUCCUAUUCCUGUUACAUGGGAAACAGAAUUAUCAGUCAAUGGAAACAAUUCAGAUUCUUGGUCAAAACUUAUAACUUUAAACAAAGUCCCACAUAUGGCGAUGUUAAGAAAUCUGCGCAAUAUUCUGAUGUCCGGUAUUCAAGAUAGUAUUCAUGAGAUAGUCUUAAAGAGGCUUACAGAUCCUCGUAUUAUUAUAGAAGGGAAGCAGUUUCCGUUCCGUUAUUUCUCGGCUUUUGAUACUCUUGAAAAGUGUGAACGCAGAUUAACUUUUCAACAAUCUGUAUACCGUAUCGAACGUAAGUAAUGAUUAAUGUUUUUUUCAGAGUGCAAAUCUAGGUUAGUCAACCUUUUUUAAAUGAGUAUAUGAUUAU
Molecule: messenger RNA, 1616 nt
Organism: Schistosoma intercalatum
Lineage: Eukaryota; Metazoa; Platyhelminthes; Trematoda; Strigeidida; Schistosomatidae
Source: the annotation of a GenBank genome assembly